This is a messenger RNA of Capsicum annuum, 1883 nucleotides long. Its product is annotated as probable tocopherol cyclase, chloroplastic. NCBI's taxonomy places the organism in Eukaryota, Viridiplantae, Streptophyta, Magnoliopsida, Solanales, Solanaceae. Gene Ontology annotation, molecular function: tocopherol cyclase activity. The coding region runs from base 99 to 1601 and encodes 500 amino acids. The record is from RefSeq and is a predicted model, not a curated record. The transcript has 10 exons.
UCCUAGACGACAGUUGCGCCUCUUAUUAGGAAUGCACAUAAAAAGACUGAACAAAUCCAAAUCGAACCCACUAAUCCUGUUGACUAAACCUCUUAACAAUGGACAGCAUCUAUAGAUUGCCCACCAUUUCUCCAAUCUCCAUGACCACCACUGAUUAUGCAACUUCAAUUGCAAAUGGCCAUCUUUUCUCUCUCUCCAAAUUCAAGAAUUUGAACAAUUAUUCAUUGAAACUGCGGUGUUCAAAAUCAAGAAAUGCAUGUGUAGUAAUCAAAGCAGUGGCAGGAGCUGAUGACACCACAAAGAAUGAUAAUAAGGAGCCCGUCAAACCUGUUUACUCUCCCACUCCUUCUAAUCGUCCUCUUCGUACUCCUCAUAGCGGGUACCAUUUUGAUGGAAGUACCAGAAAAUUCUUUGAAGGUUGGUUCUUUAAGGUAUCAAUUCCAGAGUGCGGACAGAGUUUCUGCUUUAUGUAUUCUGUAGAGAGUCCUUCAUUUACCAAGAAAUUAAGCACCUUUGAAGAGCUGCAACAUGGACCUCGGUUUACUGGUGUGGGAGCUCAAAUUCUUGGUGCAGAUGACAAGUAUAUUUGUCAGUAUAGUGAAGAGUCUUCAAACUUCUGGGGAAGUAGACAUGAACUAAUGCUUGGCAACACCUUCAUUGCCCAAAAUGGUGCCAAGCCUCCAAAUAAGGAAGUUCCCCCUCAGGAGUUCAAUCUCCGUGUUACAGAGGGUUUUCAAGUUACCCCACUUUGGCACCAAGGAGCUAUUCGCAAUGAUGGGAGGACAGAUUAUACUGAAAUUGUGAAAACUGCUAGCUGGGAAUACAGCACACAGCCCAUUUAUGGAUGGGGUGAUGUUAACUCAAAGCAGAAGUCCACGGCAGGAUGGCCUGCUGCUUUUCCUGUAUUUGAGCCACAUUGGCAAGUAUGCAUGGCAGCUGGACUUUCAACAGGCUGGAUAGAGUGGGACGGUCAGCGGUUUGAGUUUCAAAAUGCCCCUUCUUACUCCGAAAAGAAUUGGGGUGGUGCCUUUCCAAGAAAGUGGUUUUGGGUUCAGUGCAGUGUAUUCGAAGGUGCAAUUGGAGAUGUUGCUUUGACUUCUGGUGGUGGAUUAAGGCGACUUCCGGGAUUGAGCGAGACUUUUGAAAGUGUUGCUCUGAUAGGAAUUCACUAUGGAGUUAUUUUCUACGAAUUCGUUCCAUGGAAUGCUAGUAUUAGUUGGGAAAUUACUCCCUGGGGCAAAUGGCAUGUAUCUGCGGAGAAUGAGACACAUAUGGUAGAACUAGAAGCAACAACAGAAGAUCCUGGAACCACAUUGCGGGCUCCGACAGACGAGAUGGGUCUUGCUCCUGCAUGCAGAGACACUUGUUUCGGUGAUCUAAGACUGCAGUUGUGGGAACGGAAGAGUAAUGGGAGUAAAGGAAAGGUCAUUUUGGAUGUUACAAGCAAUAUGGCAGGCCUAGAAGUCGGGGGAGGACCAUGGUUCAACACAUGGAAGGCAAAGGCGCAGAUGCCGGAAAUUGUUACACGAGCUAUCAAUGUUCCUGUGGAUUUGGACAGCGUAUUCAACUUGGUUCCACUUCUCAAACCUCCUGGCCUUUGAGAAUAAUUAUUCUUGAUUACAUUAUGUAAAUAGCAUCAUCUUGCCUUUAGACUAUUCUCAGGUUACACCUACAACAGUAGUUUGUGUAAUCUUAUUGCUAAUAGCAGAAUAAAACAUAAUCUUUGAUAAUUCCCGUGAAGGAAAUUAAUUAAGAGAGAUGACAGGCUUUAAUUUAGGGAACAGAAUUCAAUUUAAGAAGCUAGAUGUCACGGUAUAAUCGAAAAUUUUAUGUUCAUAUUAUGUAAACAUUAUAAGUAUAAUCCAUGUCCUAUUCACGUGACA